AUGCCGUACCCGUACUUCCGCGUGUUUGGUGAGCACGUGAAGCCCAAGAUGAAGAAACUGUCGUUCGGGUGGGGAUGGAUUGGAAUUGGCGUUGGUACUUCCACGACAAGAAAGUUCCCGUUGCUGCCGCCGCCGAUCUUGCGGAGUAUCUUGGGCUACGCAGUACCUGGCUACACCGAAGACCUCGCGCCAACUAAACGCACAGCGACAAUCGCUAUGCUCAAGGAAUUGGAGUCGGUCGCGCCGACGUGGGCAGCUGCUAUGCAGGAGAUGGCUCGGCAGUAUCAACAGUCCGCCCUCACCAUCGUCUUCAAGACCGCUUCAUCUCGAGAACUGAGCAAAAUAUACUCCACAAUGGAGGAACAAGGAGCAAAUGCAAGCGAGCUUCGGGAGGCGAGCAAGAAGGCGGCCAAGGAGCUGCUGGCGCUCUGCGCGAAGGAGGGCGUCAAGGUCCCGACGAACCCUGUCAAUGCUGCCGUCGAGGCCGGCACGAUGCUCAACGCCACGCGCGAAAAUGGCGAGUUCCAACUGGACGCGGCACUGAAGGAGAUGAUCAAGAAGUUCGGCGUGAAGGAGUCGGCGUCUCCCAAGAAGGCCAAGAAGGGCAAGGCAGACGACAGGUGCGACGUCAAGACGGAGAAGAAGACGCGCGGCCGCAAGCGCAAGGCGGACGACGUCAAGGACGAGGACGCACAGGACGACGACAAGAAGGCCAAGAAGCCACGCAAGAAGGCCGAGGCCACGUGCGAGUCCAACCAGCCGCUGGCCGACGCCUUCGCCGAGCUCUCGGGCUUCGAGUUCAAGCGCGGCGAGAAGUUCAAGGGCGGCACGUGGUCCAAGGUGGCCAAGGCCAUCCGCGAGUGCGAGACCGAGAUCUCGUGCGGCAAGGACGCGCUCAAGCUCAAGGGCGUGGGCAAGUCGUCGGCCGCCAAGAUCGACGAGUUCCUCGAGACGGGCACGCUCGAGAAGCUCGAGGAGUACCGCGCAGGCAACAUGUAGCAAACACCACCACACCAUCAAUCACACCGCGGUUAGCUCAAGGUU
Messenger RNA from Phytophthora sojae, 1044 nucleotides. RefSeq lists its product as hypothetical. The record is from RefSeq and is a predicted model, not a curated record. Gene Ontology annotation, cellular component: nucleus. Gene Ontology annotation, molecular function: DNA binding; DNA-directed DNA polymerase activity. The transcript has 6 exons. The coding region runs from base 1 to 999 and encodes 332 amino acids. NCBI's taxonomy places the organism in Eukaryota, Oomycota, Peronosporomycetes, Peronosporales, Peronosporaceae. Gene Ontology annotation, biological process: double-strand break repair via nonhomologous end joining.